This is a messenger RNA of Saprolegnia diclina VS20, 1145 nucleotides long. RefSeq lists its product as hypothetical. Lineage: Eukaryota; Oomycota; Saprolegniomycetes; Saprolegniales; Saprolegniaceae. Bases 21 to 1091 code for a protein of 356 amino acids. The transcript has a single exon. Gene Ontology annotation, biological process: proteolysis. The record is from RefSeq and is a predicted model, not a curated record. Gene Ontology annotation, molecular function: serine-type endopeptidase activity.
GCGCCACAUUCGAAUUCGCCAUGCGUGUGCUGUGGCUUCUUGGCGUUGCUGGGACGCUCCUGCAAACCGCGUGGGCCAAGCCGACGAUUUCUCCAGGCAUCACGGGCGGCAACGAGGCGCCCGUGGGCAAGUUCCUCUCCACGGUCGGGCUCCGCGCCGACGAGACUGGCACGAACCUCUGCGGCGGCAUUCUGAUUGCGCCCAAGUACGUCUUGACGGCCGCGCACUGCUGCAACGGCGCCAUCAAGGUGGCGUCGAUCGGGUCGCACUUUCUCAACGGCGCCCAGGACGGUGAACGCAUCGCUGUCGUGCGCGAGACGCGGCACCCCAAGUUCAACCCGGGCACCAACAGCUUUGACUUUGGCCUCCUCGAGCUCGCCAAAGAGAGCUCGAUCGCGCCGCUGCCCGUGGCGUGGGACGCCGACGCCGACGCGUUCACCAACAUGACGGUGAUUGCGCGCGGAUGGGGCACGACGUCCUGGGGCGGCAAGCAGGCGAACGCGCUCCAGCAAGUGACAUUGCGCAUGUGGUCGCAAGAGUCGUGCACCAAGCAGUUUGCGGUCGUCGACAGCUCCAUGGCGUGCGCGGGCGGCCUCCAGGGCCAAGACGCUUGCCAAGGCGACUCGGGGGGGCCCCUCACGACCGUGGAUGGAGGGCGCGAGGUGCUUGUCGGCCUUGUGAGCUGGGGCGUCGGCUGCGGCCAAGACGGUGUUCCCGGCGUGUACGCCCGCGUGGCCGAGGCCAAGGACUUUGUCGCGCUGUUUCUGCGGGCGCCGUCCGACGCGAUGGUCGCCUACGUGCGCAAGAUCACGGCCAAGUGCACCGUGUUUCGCGUUGCCAAUUGCCCGCUCUGCGACGCGGCAGACGCGACGCUGCGUAGCGCAGGCGCCAAAGCCGUCGACGUUGUCCACAUGGACACGAGCGCCGGGCAUCCGUCGGGCACGGACGUCUACAACGCGAUCGUGAGCCUCUCCGGUCUCAACACGGUGCCCAGCGUGUGGAUCAAGUCGACCUUUGUCGGCGGCGCGGCUGCCCUCCAUGGCCUCCUCGACGGCGGCAAGCUCCGCGACCUCGUUGCAGCCUGCAGCUAAGAAGUGCAUUUGAAUCCAAGAUCCAAGUACCAAUAAGUGCAUUCAUGGAUUGAC